AUGGCCAACGCACCCACCACCAAAUCCCUCUACCGGCGUCUCCUGCGCGAACUCCCUCCUCUCCCGGUGCCGCGGCACAAAGCACCACGGACCUCGAUCCAUAGCUCGAUCCGCGCGCACUUCUACCAGCCUCCGGCCAGCAACAGCGAAGAAUACAUGGUCGCCCGGCGCCAAGAGCUGGAGCAGUUUGCGGCAUACCUGCGCGCCCAGCGCAUGUACAACACCCUGCUGCUGCGGUAUAAUCCUGGCAUGAGCAUUGUAGAUGAGGAGGAGCGGGUGCGGCUGACGGCGCGGAGGGUGGGGAUGGAGUUACCGGCCGAGUACGAGUGGGAGAAGAAACCAUGA
Messenger RNA from Capronia epimyces CBS 606.96, 345 nucleotides. RefSeq lists its product as uncharacterized. Bases 1 to 345 code for a protein of 114 amino acids. The record is from RefSeq and is a predicted model, not a curated record. NCBI's taxonomy places the organism in Eukaryota, Fungi, Ascomycota, Eurotiomycetes, Chaetothyriales, Herpotrichiellaceae. The transcript has a single exon. Gene Ontology annotation, cellular component: mitochondrial matrix. Gene Ontology annotation, biological process: mitochondrial proton-transporting ATP synthase complex assembly.